This is a messenger RNA of Drosophila miranda, 4948 nucleotides long. RefSeq lists its product as uncharacterized. Bases 561 to 4619 code for a protein of 1352 amino acids. The transcript has 10 exons. Lineage: Eukaryota; Metazoa; Arthropoda; Insecta; Diptera; Drosophilidae. The record is from RefSeq and is a predicted model, not a curated record. Gene Ontology annotation, molecular function: protein binding.
GCCCCACAGUCGUGCCACAUUCAAACCAAAUAGUCGAGCGAGUCGGUUGUGUUGGAGCCCGUGCUCCCCAUUUGAACGUAUUAGCUGUUUGUGUUCCCGUGCUUCCCACUCGCGUCAUUUGUGUGUGGAGUCGGUCCAUAGGCGCAGCUCCACCUCGUUUCUUGUCCGCAAUCAAUCCGCAAGGUUCAUCCGAAAUCUUUCAUUAAUUUCUAGCACAAACCAUAAAAGCAAACAAACGAAAACAAACAAAAAUGUUAGAAAAAUUAACAAAAAUGCAAAAAAGUAUAAAACAAAGUGUUGAAAAGGUUUAGCAACUGCGAAAACGACUUACGAAUUUUCACAACAACUUGAUGUUUGUAACGGAUUUUCCACCAACUUGUAAAAACUGAAUAGUGGAUUCUUUAGCCUCUGCUUCUGCUUCUGCGGAUCCACCGAACCGCAAGUUAUUAUUUUGCGAGUUUCUUUUGUGGAUUGGAUUCGUGCCACUUGAGAUCGCUGACGAAACCACCCCGAAAUCACCAAAAUAGCAGCCGAAAACCCAUUAAGAGCAACCACGUAGCAUGCGUCUCUUCAAAACGCGCAAAUCCACGGACACCUACAGCACCUUACAGCAGCCGCAACAGUCGCAGCAGCUACAGCAGCUACAGCAGCUACAGCAACCGGAGAACAGCAACAGCAGCAACAAUUGUCCGAGCAUCAUUAGGAACAGCAACAACAGCAGCAAGAGCAACACACGCGCAACAUGCAGCAACCGAUUGAACAAGAGCAUUGUGAGCAGCACCGCGAUAUCCUCGUCUCUGCCUGAUCUGCACGACAAGUCUCCCGUGAUGAUCCUCAGCUGCACCACGCUGGCCAGCAAUGGGGCGGUGUCCACUGCAGCAUCGGCCACAUCUGGCGGCAAUCUGCAACAGCCGCAACAGCAACAGCAGCAGCAGCCGUUACGCACGGCCACGCCCACAUGUCUAUUAAGCGGACGCCAGACGCCAUCGGGCAUAUCGGUGAUGUCGCUGCAAGAGGCCAACACCUUGCACCGUCAACAGCAACAACAGCAGCAGCCCACAAUCUAUGUGCCCAUGCCACAAAAGUCGGGUAACACUUCGUCGGCCACACUUCUCCUCAGAUACGACAGCAGCAACAGCAUUGCCUCCAUCCAGCAGCAGCAGCAGCAACAUCAUGCUGCCCAGUACCAGCAAUAUGUGGCACAGCGACUGCAUGCGGCCUCCAGCAGCUGCCUGUACGAGAAGGGGGCGGCGGUAGGAGGACCAGCACCAGGACCAGGAAUUGCAGGCAGCCACAAGAGCAGAUCUCUGACUCCAAAUGGUCACCUUCCCGACUACAAGUUGGUCACAGCCGUGCCGGUUGUUGUCCUGGACGAUGAGCAAAAGCCCGGAUCUAUACCAGUCGCCGAAAUGAGCCAAAAUAGAAACAGCUACAGCGGCAGCAGCAGCAGCAACAAUGACGUCAGCAACAGCUCCACGACUGGCUCCCUCGCCAGCACCACGCGGAACGUGUUCACCUGGGGCAAGCGCAUGAGUCGCAAACUGGAUCUGCUGAAGCGGAGCGAUUCCCCCGCGUCCCACAAGUCGCAUACUGAUCUGCGCAGCCUCUUCCACUCGCCAACGCACCACAAGAGCAGCAGCAGCAGCAGCAGCAGCUUCUCAGGCCCUCCGGGCUCCAAAGCAUCCCCGUCACCAACUGGCGGCUAUCAGAGCAGCAGCACUUUGAAGAAAUGCAAAUCGGGACCAAUUGAGACCAUCAAGCAGCGUCAGCACCAGAAUCAGAAUCUGCAUCAGAAUCACCAACAGCACCAGCAGCAUACUCUGCAGGAUAGCACCCAGAGCGCUCACUCCACGCCCACGCACCAGGUACAUUACCAGGCGGCGGCACGCCCACAGAAGGCCCUGAAGAACUUCUUCCAUCGAAUCGGGUCGACGGGCAUGCUGAAUCAUCGCUCGCACAAUCUUCUGAAGGCCUCGGAGGCGGCACAACAUGCCGCGCCGGCAGCGACGACGCUAUACAGGAGCAGCUCCACCAGUCAGCUAUCCAGCUCCUCCUACAUCAAGUGCGACGAUCCCACCGAGGGCCUGAAUCUCCAGCGGGAGCAGAGGGAGCAGCGCGAACAGAGACUCCCCCGAAUAGCCAGCCUUAAGUCCAGCAGCUGCGACGACAUCGCCAAAGUGAGCAGCUGCCUGACGGCCAGCAGCAGUAGCGGCAGUGCCGCCGUCAGCCUGGGCUCUCCGCCCAGUGGAGGAGGCAGUGCCGCGGGCACUGGCACUGGGGCUGGGUCUGCUGCAUCAGCACCAUCUGGGGGAAGCGGGGGGGGCCAGCAGGAUGCGUCGCGUCGCGGGGCCUUUCCCUACGCCUUUCUGCGCUCCCGUUUGUCGGUUCUGCCGGAGGAGAAUCACGGCUCGAGUGCCGGGCACCUGAAGCACCUGCAACACCAGCAGCAGCAGAUGGAGCGACGAGAGCAGCUGCACCAGGAGAUAGUCACCAUCCUCAGUCGGUCGCCGCUGCCCCAUCGCAGCUCCCCCGAGCAGCAAAUGAGCAGAUGUGCAACGGAUGUGUCACGAAACGACAGUAUCACGUCCAAGGACUGGGAACCACUUUACCAAAGAUUAAGUAGUUGUCUGAGUUCUAACGAGUCCGGCUAUGACAGCGACGGGGGGGUGGGCGGCGUUGGAGGGGUCCGGCCGGGCAAUAAUCUGAGCAUCUCCGGCGGAGAUACGGAAUCUAUUGCCUCGGGCACCCUUAAGCGCAACUCUCUAAUCUCGCUCAGCUCCUCGGAGGGCGUCGGAAUGGGAAUGACCGCAGGAUCGGGUAUCCGGAACAGCAGCAUCUGCAGUGCGCCCGUGUCCCUGGGUGGCUACAACUACGACUACGAGACGGAGACGAUACGCCGCCGAUUCCGGCAGCUGAAGCUAGAGCGCAAGUGCCAGGAGGACUACAUCGGCAUCGUCCUCUCGCCCAAGACGGUGAUGACCAACAGCAACGAGCAUCAGUAUCGGUAUCUCAUCGUGGAACUAGAGCCCUACGGCAUGGCCCAGAAGGACGGUCGGCUUCGGCUGGGCGAUGAGAUUGUGAAUGUGAACGGAAAACAUUUGCGGGGCAUCCAGUCCUUUGCCGAGGUACAGCGCCUGCUGAGCAUCUUCGUGGACAACUGCAUCGACCUGGUAAUAGCCCACGACGAAAUCACGACGGUCACUGACUUCUAUACCAAAAUCCGCAUCGAUGGGAUGAGCACACAGCGCCAUAGGCUGAGCUAUGUGCAGCGCACCCAGAGCACAGAUAGCCUGGCCAGCAUGCAGAGCCUCCAGCUGCAGCAAGAUGGAGAGCGGCAGGAGCAGAGGGAGCCGGAGAAUGGGGGUGAGGACCAGUGCGACGCCCGAUCGAUAGUCAGUGUAAGCACACUGCCCACGCCAAUGCCCCUGAUGCAGCACCGCCGGAGCUCUACGCCCCGCCACUCGUUGGACGUGAGUGCGCCGGAGCACGAGCUGUUGCGACGACGGGCGCGCAGCUCCUCAGGUCAGCGCUCUAGCUUGGUUCUAACACCGACACCGCUCUUUAACAGCAGCAGCAGCAGGUGCUCCUCCUCACCUAACCACCACCACCAGUCGAGCGAUAAUCCCGACGAGAACGUGUCAUACACGCCCGUCUACGCGAAUCGAGCGGCGAGCGUGUGCGUGGCCUCAUCGCUGGCGGACGACGAGAAGUGGAAGCUGCUGGCCCGCAAGCGGUGCUCGGAGGGCGCCGCCCUGCCGCCACCCGGGUCGCCCGGUGGCCCCCAGCAGCAGUUUGGCCAGCGCACCCACUACGCCCGCAACUCCAUUAACUUGGCCAACUCGCACUACCGCUCGUUGCGGUUCGCUCACUCGCGGCUCAGCUCCUCACGGCUGAGCCUGUUCAUGCAAACGCCACCUAACAAUCUAACCGAGGGAGUGGGAGCACCCUCUAGCCCCCAAACAACUGCAACAACUGAUCUCACUAAUAACCAGACGCAGCAGCAGCCGCAGCAACAUCCACAACAACAACACCACCAAUCACUAUACAUCAAGCACACGCCAAAGAGCGUCUCACUAUCCUCGCCUAAUCCAUAUGUUAAUGCCUCAUCUCCACCAGCCUCGGCAUCAGCGGCAGGAUUGGGAACAGUAGUAGUCAAUACCGGAUCAUCUCUGGCACCUCCUGCCGCCGCACUAAUGCAUCAUCGCCCAUCGCUGCCGGUGGCCAAGCUAACCAUUCGCGACGAGGAAAUGGCCGAGGUCAUCCGAGCCUCCAUGAGCGAGGAUCCAUUCCAUUUUCCAGGCAGUGGACGCUGUACUCCGAAGACCAUUACAUUCUUUAAGGGUCCGGGGCUGAAGUCCCUGGGCUUCAGCAUUGUGGGAGGACGCGACUCGCCCAAGGGGAAUAUGGGCAUCUUUGUGAAGACAGUGUUUCCAUCGGGACAGGCUGCAGACGAUGGCACCUUGCAAGCGGGCGAUGAGAUCGUGGAGAUCAAUGGCAACUCUGUGCAGGGCAUGAGUCACGCCGAAACCAUAGGGCUAUUCAAGAAUGUACGAGAGGGCACCAUUGGCCUGAAGAUCUUGAGAAGAAAACUGCAGAAAGCUAAAUCUAUGGGCACGUAGGGCUUGCAUCCUGCUCAUAGUAGAACCACUAGUUAAUAGCUAAUAGACCGUUUUUGUCUUUGGAAUCCCAUACCUGGAAUACCUGAAUCUGGAUAACCUGCUUUGUUUAAGCAAGUUAAAUGUAAAUUUCAGCAACUAACUUCUUUUUUUUGUUAUCGUACAAAGAAGUAUUCAUAUAGAUGACUCUUAUAGGUACUAGAAUCCCAUAAAUAUAGUAUGUAAGAAAUUGUACGGAGUUACAAUAUAAAAUUAUUACCUACCUAGACUAUGCUAAGCUUCGUAACGUUGUACAAGUUCAUGAAUAUAAAUAUAUUUACUUUAGAAGUCUA